This is a messenger RNA of Microplitis demolitor, 1434 nucleotides long. Its product is annotated as inositol monophosphatase 1. Bases 131 to 1012 code for a protein of 293 amino acids. The record is from RefSeq and is a predicted model, not a curated record. The transcript has 4 exons. Gene Ontology annotation, biological process: phosphatidylinositol phosphate biosynthetic process; signal transduction; inositol metabolic process. NCBI's taxonomy places the organism in Eukaryota, Metazoa, Arthropoda, Insecta, Hymenoptera, Braconidae. Gene Ontology annotation, molecular function: inositol monophosphate 1-phosphatase activity.
AUGUAACGUCACUUGAAAGUUAGAGCUAGUGGUUAACAUUUUAUUAACAUAAAAUUUAUUUUUUAUUUACUUAUCAUUUAAUUUAUUUAAUUAAAUUUUGACAACAGCCAUUAAAUUUUUUUAAAUUACAAUGGCUACACAAAAAGAAUUAGAUCAUUGUUAUGACUUUGUUAUGAAACUAACGAUCGAGUCAGCAAAGAUAAUCAGAGAUGCGAUACAAGGUGGAAAAAAUAUCGAAACGAAAGAUGGUGACUGGGAUUUAGUUACUGAGUAUGAUAAAAAAAUCGAAGAAAUUUUAAUUGAUGGACUUGUUAAAGAAUUUCCUACUCACAAAUUUAUAGGAGAAGAAACAGUUUCAAAAACCCACGUCCUUCCAAAAUUAACAGACGCGCCAACAUGGAUAAUUGAUCCAAUUGACGGAACGACGAAUUUCGUUCACUCAUUUCCCCACGCGUGCAUAUCAAUAGCACUUGCAGUUAAUCGUGAGCUAGAAAUUGGUAUCGUUUACAACCCAGUUCUCGAGCAAAUGUUUACAGCGCGUCGAGGACGAGGCGCUUAUCUAAACGGGAAACCGAUCAAAACUUCUGACGUCAAAGAAUUGCGACAUUCUUUGAUCUGUCUUGAAGCGUCAUACGCUACCAUAGAAGAAACCAGGGACAUAAUCCUUGGAAGAUUAGAAGCAUUUGUAACAUUGGCGCAUGGAAUAAGAACACUUGGCUCAGCAGCUUUGACACUUUGUUAUGUCGCGAUGGGUGCCGCAGAAGUUUAUCAUACCGACAAUUUAUAUCCUUGGGAUGUUGCUGCGGGUGUCUUGUUAAUUCGUGAAGCCGGCGGGCAUGUUGUCGAUACCUCUGGUGAUGAUUUUGAUUUAAUGAAACCCAGAGUUCUGGCAAUGGGUAACAAGAAACUGGCACCCGAACUUGUAAAACUUAUAAAAUUAGCAGACAUUAAAACACACCGUCGACGCGGCAGUGAUAAGAAUACUUUUAAUAACUACAACGGAAGCACGUAGAGAUAAUUACUCAGCAUAGAUGUGAUGUAUUUAUACGCAAAUUUAAAUAUAUCAGACUUAUGUAUCGUAAUGAGAUAACAUUUAAUUAAUAGUGUCAAUUAAUGGCUGAAUCACUCGACUAAACGUGCGGGAUUUUUUUAGUUUCUUAGUUUGUUUUUAUAGAGCUAUCAUACCAAUAUUGUUUACUAUUAAUUUUUUUUUUUUAAAGUUUAAUUUGUUAUAUGUUGGGAUUUUGUGUACAGAAAAAUUUACUUUUUAAUUAUUAACUAUUUUUUAAAUGAAAUAUUGUUACACUGACGAGAUUUUACAUAUCAAAGUUAUUUGCAGUUUGUGAUUUGAAUGUUAUAUAAAUAUAUAUACGAAAUUAUUUUUUAAGAUAUUUUUAAUAUUAUGAAACCAUGUUGUAUAAAUGAUAAUAAACU